GUACACCGUGCUGGAGCCUGUGGGGCAGGGCGCCUACGGCAUCGUGUGUGCCGCGCAGGACGAGUUGACCCAGGAGCACAUCGCUAUCAAGAAGAUCGAGAAUGCUUUCGAGCACAUCACGUUCACGAAGCGGACGCUGCGGGAGCUGCGGAUCCUGCGGCACCUCCGCCACGAGAACCUGAUCGACGUGAG
Prorocentrum cordatum is the source of this 192-nucleotide messenger RNA. The record is from the annotation of a GenBank genome assembly. Lineage: Eukaryota; Dinophyceae; Prorocentrales; Prorocentraceae.